AGGAAUUGUCCACUCCAACUCCAAGUGUCAUAUAAAUAUCCACAGAAAUAGAGCAAGAGAAGAAGCAGCCAACCACAUUAAUACAUUAUUAUUCACCCAUUCUUUCAUUCCGACACGAUGGGCUUACCAGCUAACGGCUGCGCCGGUGACAAGCAACUCAAGUUCUUGAUCUACGGGCGCACCGGCUGGAUUGGUGGCCUCCUGGGCAAGCUCUGUGAAGCCCAAAGCAUCCCCUUCGUCUACGGCUCUGGCCGCCUAGAGAACCGUUCCUCCCUCGAGGCGGACAUUGCCGCUGUCAACCCCAGCCACGUCUUCAAUGCUGCCGGCGUGACCGGCAGGCCCAACGUGGACUGGUGCGAGUCUCACAAGGUGGAGACCAUCCGCACGAACGUUGUCGGCACCCUCACCCUGGCCGACGUGUGCCGCGAGAAGGGCCUCAUUCUGAUCAACUACGCCACCGGCUGCAUCUUCGAGUACGACUCCAUCCACACCCUCGGAUCCGGCGUCGGCUUCAAGGAAGAGGACACUCCCAACUUCAUCGGAUCCUACUACUCCAAGACCAAAGCCAUGGUGGAAGAUCUGCUGCGGAACUACGAGAAUGUGUGCACGUUGAGAGUGAGGAUGCCAAUCUCAUCCGAUCUGAGUAACCCACGGAACUUCAUAACGAAGAUAACGCGUUACGAGAAGGUAGUUGACAUCCCGAAUUCGAUGACGAUACUUGACGAGCUGCUUCCGAUCUCGAUAGAGAUGGCGAAGAGGAAUCUGACUGGGAUAUGGAACUUCACGAACCCAGGAGUGGUGAGCCACAACGAGAUUCUUGAGAUGUACAGGGACUAUGUGGAUCCAAGCUUUACUUGGAAGAACUUCACAUUGGAGGAGCAGGCCAAGGUCAUUGUUGCCCCAAGGAGCAACAACGAGCUUGAUGCCUCCAAGUUGAAGAAAGAGUUUCCUCAACUCUUGUCCAUUAAGGACUCACUUGUUAAGUAUGUUUUUCAGCCUAACGCAAAGCUUGCUGCACCUUGAUUCAUCAAUUCGGUUUUUGCAUUGUGUGCAUUAAUAUGGCUGCUUGUCUUCUUUUUUUGUAUUCUGUAUUCGCAAUUAUUCAUCAUCAAUAAAUUAGUCGCCAGUUACUUUA
Arachis stenosperma is the source of this 1135-nucleotide messenger RNA. Its product is annotated as bifunctional dTDP-4-dehydrorhamnose 3,5-epimerase/dTDP-4-dehydrorhamnose reductase. Gene Ontology annotation, cellular component: methionine adenosyltransferase complex. Gene Ontology annotation, biological process: S-adenosylmethionine biosynthetic process. The record is from RefSeq and is a predicted model, not a curated record. Gene Ontology annotation, molecular function: methionine adenosyltransferase regulator activity. Lineage: Eukaryota; Viridiplantae; Streptophyta; Magnoliopsida; Fabales; Fabaceae. The transcript is spliced from 2 exons. Bases 118 to 1023 code for a protein of 301 amino acids.